CGCAGUCCCAGCUGCGACACCGAUCGUGUCGGAUGUUUGCUGUGCGCGUGACGCCGACUGGCUGACUGGUAGAGUCCCAGGAACACUUUUGCCGAAACUGAACGGCCGAGCGGUCGUUUCCGGUCGGUAUCGAGUAUCACGCGCGCUCGCGGCAGCUCGAUCCACGCUUCAACGAGUGAGACAAUCGUAGGUCGACCGCGCGGAGUGUCGUCGCACGUUGCGCGCCGCAUUGUGUCACGACGUACACCGAGUCAUCGGGCCGAGAAGGACGGACGGACUGAAGGAGGAAAGGAGAGAGCGCGAGAGGGAGUGUGCAUCGAAGGGCGUGAGAGGGAGGGAGCGAGCGACGGAGAAGCAGCGACCGGGUGCCGUAGCGGAGAAAGGAAAGGCGGAAGGAUUAUAUAUUCGGACAACAUGGCCACCGCGAUCGACGACCGGCAGGAGCUGUUGGAGCAAUUCCAGGCGAUUGACGCGAACGGGGAUGGCUUCAUCAACGUCACCGAGUUGCGAAACGCUUUGGACGUUUGCGGCUUCAAAAUGCCAGGCUACAAGGUGCGUCAGAUGAUCGAGGAGUACGACGAUAAGCAGCGACUAGAGCACAAAGGUCGGCUCUCCUUCGAGGAAUUCGAGAAGCUCUGCAAGGAACUCAAGGCCAACGAACUGGGUUCCACGUUUAAGCAAGUCGUAUCGAAGAAGGAGAACCUCGAGACUCUAGGUGGUAUUUCCGAGGCGUCGAGCGAAGGAACCACGCAUUCCGUCAGGCUCGAGGAACAACUGGCGUUCAGCGAUUGGAUAAACACUAAUCUGUCGCACGAUCCUGACUUGAAGCACUUGCUGCCUAUCGACCCCGAGGGAAAGACACUCUACGAUAAGGUCAAAGAUGGAAUAUUGCUCUGUAAAAUAAUCAAUCACUCUUGCCCGGACACCAUCGAUGAACGCACGAUCAACAAGAAGAACUUGACGCUAUACAAGAAGCAUGAGAACUUAACGCUGGCUCUAUCCUCGGCCCAGGCUAUUGGCUGCAACAUCGUAAACAUCGACGCCCAUGACCUCACCAAAGGUUCGCCUCAUUUGGUGCUGGGUCUGCUCUGGCAAAUCAUCCGAAUCGGCUUGUUUAACCAGAUCACCCUCGAGAACUGCCCUGGUCUGGCCACUCUUCUGCAAGACGGCGAACGAAUCGAAGAUCUAUUGAAGCUCUCUCCGGAGUCCAUUCUUCUCAGAUGGGUGAACCAUCACUUGGAGAAUGCCGGCAUUGCUAGGCGGUGCAACAACUUCCAGUCUGACAUCACGGACUCUGAGAUUUACACUUAUCUCAUCAAACAGAUUGCACCGAACUCAACCGGUGUCACCUUGGAAGCUCUGAUGGAACCGAACCACAUGUCUAGGGCGGAGAUUAUGCUCCAGCAAGCUGCGAAACUGGGCUGUCGUACUUUUGUGACACCUAGCGAUGUCGUAAAUGGCAUUUACAAGCUCAACUUGGCCUUUGUCGCCAAUAUGUUUAACAAUUAUCCUGGGUUAGACAAGCCAGAAAGCAACAUCGAAGGUUUAGAGUCUCUAGAGGAGACACGAGAGGAAAAGACGUAUAGAAACUGGAUGAACUCGAUGGGCGUGUCGCCACACGUCAAUUGGCUCUACUCAGACCUCGCUGAUGGUCUGGUGAUCUUCCAGUUGUACGACAUCAUCAAACCAGGCACUGUGAAUUGGAACAAGGUUCAUAAGAAGUUCACGAAACUUCGAAAGUUUAUGGAGAAGUUGGAAAACUGCAAUUACGCCGUCGAACUAGGCAAGCAAAUGAACUUUUCGCUCGUGGGCAUCGCCGGGCAGGAUCUCAACGACGGAAAUGCAACUCUGACGUUGGCUCUGAUAUGGCAAUUGAUGAGGUCAUACACAUUGUCAAUUCUGACGUCUCUGGCUGGUACUCAGGGAAGUACCUUUGUGGAGAAAGAAAUUGUACAAUGGGUGAAUUCGAAACUCCAAGCGGCUGGCAAGGCCAGUAGUAUCAAGGGAUUUCAGGAUUAUUCAAUAUCGGAUGGCAAAGUUGUCCUCGAUCUCAUCGACGCCAUCAAGCCCGGUUCGGUUAACUACGAUCUCGUCAAGGAGGGCGGAACUGAAAAUGAAAGUUUGGACAAUGCAAAGUACGCGAUAUCUUUGGCGCGGAAGUGCGGAGCGCGUGUCUACGCGCUGCCGGAGGACAUUACUGAAGUGAAGCCGAAGAUGGUGAUGACGGUGUUCGCUUGCCUGAUGGCGAUGGAUUACAUCCCGAAUAUGGACUCCGUGAAAAAUCAACAGAACAACGUAAACAACGGCCAAUAAUAUCGGCACACACCAAUCCAUGUCCCAUCUAACACGUGCCGUUUAUCUUUUUGUACACAAGAACUUUUGGUCGAAUCGCGCCACCUCACGCCUCUUCCACGAGCGUAAUAUUUGUAUAUACGUAGAUUAAGUUAAUUUGAUUCGGACAGAAUAUUAAGGAUUAUUACUGCUAGGAAGAAUUCAUAAGACGAGAAGGGGAACUCCUUGGAUUCCUGACGAGCUAUCAUUUGAUCCCCGUUUGUUUGUUGAACGAAUAUCGUGUGAGAUACAUCAAGAGUACCAAGAUCAUUGGUGAAAGACAUUAUAUUAAUAUACAAUUUUGAUAUUUCUUAUUGAACCAUACGAUUAUGUCUAUAUAGUCAGUUAUCUGUAUGUGCGAUAUAAGGAUUCAAAAUUUUUAAUAACAUUUAGGUAGAUCUUUUAUUAUGGAAUAUACGGCGAUAAUAAUUUUGAUUAUAAGUAUUCAAGAUUCAUGGUAUAUCGAAUACUUCUCGUGCCAGAAAGUGUAUUUACUUAUGAGAUAAGUAGGGUACAGGUUGUCAUGAGUAAGUCGUUCGAAUUGGCACUAUUUAUUCUAAACACUGUUCUACUACAUGCGACUGAUUAUCGUGUCUUACCGUGCGAAGUGGAAUUCUCCUUCUCCAUCGUUUAUGCAAUCAUAUCAUUCGUUUUCACAUUACUACUAAUAUCACGUCAGGUUUGUAUAAAUCGAUUUUAUAUCAAAUAUUCAUACAGCGAGGAAAUAGAAAAGUACGCUAGAAACCAUCGAAAAAUAUUGAAAGUGCAUCCUCAAAUAUUCAUUCUAAUUAUAUGGGAUAUGCCAGUGUUAAUUUUAACAAUACAUUCCUUCAGAAAAGCUUUAAUUUCAGGCCUGCCAGCAAACUUAUUGAUUAUUGAAUCUAAAAAAUAUAAAUUAUAAUAAAUUAUAAUUUUCCCAGGGGUUUUCUCCUCGAAGAGAGAAGAUUGAAAAUGAUGUUUGAUUUCAUCAAGAUUUGAUCAAAAAUUCUGCAAUGUCUUAUAUGUACGAGGUGCGUCCCAAAAGUAUCCGACCUCUGCAUAUAUCUUUAUCCAUGGGCAUCCUAUUGUGGAAAACAGGUAUUCAGUAUUUAAGGUGGACCUUUAAAAGUACCCCCACCAAACGGUACGACCCAACACCUGUUAAGUCGGCAACGGUACGCAGUUGUGUGAGCGUCGAAAAUUCCGAGCGUCGCAUUUUACAAUGACUGAACGAGUCGAGCAGAGAAUUUGUAUUAAAUUUUGCCAAAAACUUGGCACUCUCUUAAAUAACUCUGGAUCUUUGUUGAUAAACCCUAGGAUGUCGUUGACAAUUUGACCUCGAGAAUUCUUUUGUUCUUCCGUAGGCACUCAUGGAACGAAUUAAUUAAAUACCUGAAUACCUGUUUUCCACAAUAGGAUGCCCAUGGAUAAAGAUAUAUGCAGAGGUCGGAUACUUUUGGGACACACCUCGUAUACAUCUUAAGCAGCUAAAUCUUGUCCCGCACGUAGAACAAUAAUUUAACAUUCAAAUUAUACAGUGCAGUCAUAAAUAUAUAACUUAACAUGAGGUAUACAUACGUAUUUGAUAAUCUAGAUGUAAGAGAUUUGUGAUCUAUUUAAACGGUUAUUUUCUCGCGCUCUCAGUGAUUCACGGUGUUUGUCAGAGGGCCGUGGCGGUCUAAAACUUCUUAGUUGACUAUUUUUCUCGCACAUUAAUAUCGUAUGAAUGCAUUUUAUAUCCAGUGUAAUUUACGAUGGCUGUACAAACUAUAAGUAUAUCUUAUAUCUUUACUUGUAUAUUACAUGAGAAUAUUGAUGACUUUUUACACAGUUUGUUUGGCACUAAACGAAUUAAUUCCUGAAAUAGGAAGAGGGAGGCCUUUUGAUACUUCACUCAUGAAAUCUGCCUUCUCGCUAGCGCAGCAAUAGUUCUGUGUCACUAACAUAUUCAACAUAAUGCAUAUUCGAAAACUAUCAGUCGAUUAUUGAUCGUGUAAAUGCACAGUGAAUAAUAAUUAUGUUAUCAUGUUGACGCACAAAAAUAAUUGUAAUCGUGCCAUUUUAAGUGAAUUGAAAUCUAAAACAUGAUUCAAUAUUAACAAUAUAUUUAUAUUCGAUUCGGAUCAAAUCGUACUUAUGGAUCUAAAGAUGAAACAAUGUUCGUGAAUGCUCUUCGAGUUAAAAAAAACACAGAUUUUUCUCGAUUUUGCGUAUCUUUGCGACAUACAUAUUUCGUUGUAUAUGUAUAUGUAUAUAUAUAUAUAUACAUAGAUUGAGGAAUUAGUUUUUUUUAAAAGAAAAUGCUCCCUUUACAACCAAGCGAAUGAUCAACUGCAAGAUGAACGGAAGCAAAAGUCCUUUUAAAAAUAUUUUGGGACGAACCUUAUUGUAGUGAGUGUAAUUAAUUGAUUUUUGUGCGUUAAAUUUUAGAGAUUGUUGCAAGGAAUGGAUAUUAGAUGAGAAAGAAUUUAGCAUGCUUCUUGCAUUUAUUGCAAUUAUGUAGUCGUUGACUUAAAUUACAUCAAUGUGGAUCAAUUGUUAAUUCUAAACGAACGCUGAACGUAAUAUAUGUGAGAAAUUAUCUACAAUGAAUCAAGUGCAAUGCAUAUUAUCGCGAGUUGCAUAGGUAUAAUAUACUUCUAUUACUUCUCCAAACUUGUUUUCUUCUGUGGAUAUUAAAUUCGUUGUCUUUAUCAUUAAUGUAAUACCUAUUUAUUAAUACCAAAUUGCAUUAUUUCAAGAGGCAACGAAGUAGAUGUGAUUAUAAUACAUUUAUAUAAUAUAUGUGAAGAAAUUGGUCCAAGAAAGGGACAAGGAGCUGAAAAGUGAAAAUUAAUGUGACGCAGAUUUGAAACGUUUGUAUUAGCAUAAUGCGAUGACGCGAUUCCAAAAAUCUCGAGGGCCAUUUGCAAUUUGACUAAUUAGAAUUAAGUAUCGCAAUCAUUAAAUAACUUUCAAUUUACGAUCAUUGUAUACGUACACAUUUCAUGUAUAGACACAUACGCGCGUAUUAUACAUACAGAUACACGCACAUUUCAUAUUGUAUGUGUACGUGAAAAUGCGUCCAUUGUUCUAAUUAUAAUUUAAUGUACGCGUCAUUUAAUAAAAGAAAUUUGCUAUGUA
Molecule: messenger RNA, 5433 nt
Organism: Vollenhovia emeryi
Lineage: Eukaryota; Metazoa; Arthropoda; Insecta; Hymenoptera; Formicidae
Gene: Fim
Product: plastin-2
Exons: 4
Coding region: 415-2313 (632 amino acids)
Biological process (GO): actin filament network formation; actin filament bundle assembly
Cellular component (GO): actin filament; cytoplasm; actin filament bundle
Molecular function (GO): calcium ion binding; actin filament binding
Source: RefSeq, a predicted model, not a curated record